AUGGCCCCAUCCCAGAAUAGAUUCAGACUCUGCCAAGCAGCCCCAGCGUCUCUGCUCACAGGUUCACAUUCUGUUCCUCAGCAGCAGCAGCAGCCCAUUGGCCCCAGUCCUCCAGUGAGGCUUAUUUAUAUCUUCUGUAGACAAAAGAGGCAUCUAGCCAAGGAUGGCCACAUAAGACUGCGCAUGCACUUCUCGAGUGCAGUUACAGUAGCACAUGCAUACAUGUGUCAAGGUUACUUAGAUAUGAGGAACCAGCUGAAUCCUUGGGCCUUGGGAAGUACAGGCCCAAAGCCCUCCAAGAUUAUGAGGGCGGUUGAGCCUCCUGAGCCUCUUUCUCUGUCGUUGGGCCACGGUGGCUGGGACAAGGUUAGCUGGCUCCCAGAAGGCAGAGUGUUCAGCAAUGUCCAGAAGGAGAAGAUGAUGUCCAAGUUUCUCAAAGGAAGUGUCCUGAAGAGAGUAUUUGGCUCACACCAGAUGAGGUGGGCGAAUCUGGAGGAGGCAAGAGAGGCUCCUAGCCCCACUUUUCCUGGCUCCAGAAAGAGACAGAGGAGCAGUUACAACAAAGUGGAGAGAAGAACUGGUGAGAGUUAUGACCCUAACCUCCAGGAGUCAAGCACCACUCAGGAGAACUUAUCUCCCUGGAAGUUGGAUUCCGAAGUACUCAUUCCUGAAAAUAAAAUCCUCCCACCUGGAAGGGAUAGUGCAGCAGGUGGCAAAAUUAACAAGAGUACCCAGAACAGCAAACAAGGCAUAUUCCAUUUAUGGAGCUAUCCAUUAAAUGAAGGAAACACCAUGGAGAACAGGGAAUUAGAAAACUCUUCAGUAGAAAGUGGCGUUAAGGUAACCACUAAUACCUCGAGGAUCUUCCAUCUAAGCCACUCCUUAGUAAAUGCUCUAGCUGAUCGCCCAGUGAUGAUACCCUUAGGUCUCUACUGGCCCUAUGCAGAUGGAGACUUUUCAAAGGCCAGAAAUGAGUUUCAUCUUAAUUCAAGCUCAACUAUAGAAAACAACAGCGGUGAUGCUUUAUCUAUCCCACGCUGGAAUUUAAAAUCUGGACACAGCAGUUUGGAAGAAAAUUUAACAGAUGAAAGUGAUUUAUCAGAAAGUGAGAAGGCCAGUGAUUCUUUACUCAGCUAUUUCCAAAAGAUGGAGCUGAACUUAAAGCCAGAACCAAUAGAAAACGUGGAAAAAUUUUUCACUGAGGACCCUGUUGAAGUGUUUCAGUAUCCAGAUUUUCUGCCCCCUCCUUUCAAUACUCUGGACUUGCACAAAGUUGCUGUCUCAAAAUGUGAAAGUUGGAAAAUGACAACAGAGCCUCCAGAAAGCUCCCUAGGGAGCCUGAUAAAUCGUUUACUGGAUCUGGAAAGAUUACAACAGGCCACGAUACAAAAAGAGAGGACACGACCACAGUCCACUUUCUGUACUCCCAUUGUUUCUGAGCGACCCUCCUCUUCCAAAGCUGUGUUGAAAAUGAGACAGGCAAAACUUCCUGACCCUUCAAGUUUUCAGAUACCUUGUGUAGAUAAAAGUCGAGAAAAGAGAAAGAACAAUUCUGGAUCCAGCAAGCCUGAACAAAAUGCUUCACGAUGGAACUGGAGCAAUGCUGGCAAAUACAAAUGGAACUCUAGACCACCAUCUUUAAAGAAUGUAUCCACCACAAAACAGCUGACGGUGACUUGUGAUGAUUUUAAGAAUUCCAAAAGUUCCACUUUAAAUCCAUGCCAGGAGCUGUCACCCAAGCCUACUACUGGGCAACCAACUCAAUCACUUGUUAAAAUGGUUUCAACAAGAUGUCUGCCACCACGGUCCCCAGUACUGAUUUCAGCUGUACCCCUGUCUUUUCCUGAAAAUCAAAGGGAGGAAGUUAAGGCCUCACGGAGCAAAAGGAAACUUUACAGAAGAAGUAUACUAUUGAAUAGACCAUUCUAUAUUCAGAAACUAAACUGUUUGUCACCUUCGUUUAUAGCUAAGGGUAAGCACUCUCCUAUUGUUCAAAAAUAA
Perognathus longimembris pacificus (Pacific pocket mouse) is the source of this 2001-nucleotide messenger RNA. It is a transcript of the gene Fam217a, whose product is annotated as family with sequence similarity 217 member A. Lineage: Eukaryota; Metazoa; Chordata; Mammalia; Rodentia; Heteromyidae. Bases 1 to 2001 code for a protein of 666 amino acids. The transcript is spliced from 8 exons. The record is from RefSeq and is a predicted model, not a curated record.